UAAACGAUUCGGGGCGGAUGACGGUUAUGAUCACAGGAUAUUUAAACCGUUCAAUGUCAGAGGUGUAAAUGUAGAAUUCAAACGAGUGAAAUUUAAUAAAGACUGUUGUUGAAAGUGCAUAGUUAUUAUAGUCAAAUGGAUAAUGGCCUCACAAAAAGCUGAAAAAUCGAUAUUAAAGAGUCGUUUGGAGGAUGCCCAAAAGAUAAUAUUGCGUUUAGAGGAAGAACUGAGAUUGCUUAAAUUGGAGAAUGAAAAUUUGAAACAAAUUACUGGUAAAAUAGUGACAGCAUCUCCAAAUGUUAAUAUAAAAGGUUGCACUUGUAAAGGCAACUGCUCAAAUAAGAUUUGUGGGUGUGUUAAAAAGAAUAAUCAUUGUGGACCUUUGUGUAAAUGCAACAAUGUUUCAUGUCGAAAUCAAUUGCAAGAAAAUGAGAAUAUUCAUGAAAAAUAUAAUAUACUGGAAGAAAGUUCAACAAAAAUUCCAAAGCAUUCAGCAGAUGGUCAAAUAAAGAAUAAACAUUCAAAUAUCUUAAAGGAAAUUGAAAAUGGUCAGUUGCAUGAUAAACAUUUGGAGCAAGUUAAAACAUCUAGGAGUAUAUUUAGUCCAGAUUGCGAAACAGAUAAUUCAGUCAAAUAUGAUAAUUAUGAAAUGGAGGACAUGAUUAGGUUUAAUGAUGUUAGAGUUACUUUGCAUUUUGAUUCUACAGUUCAGACUGAUGUAGAAGAUGUGAACAAACCAAAAGAGACACGAAAUACAAGAAAAAAGAAAUACAGUAAGAAAGAGAGAUCCUAUGAAGAGAAUUCUACAUUGACUCCUAGUCUACCUGAAAAUACAAAUAGAAAGAAACGAUCUAAGCCUAUUGAGAUAAACACAACAGAAAAUGGGAAUUUCAAAGAAAAUCCUUCAAAAAAAGAUGCCAAUUUAAAAGAAGGAGGGCCACAGAAAAACUCAAAGAUAUUUAAAAAAUUAUUAAAUACAACACCAGCCACACGACGGGUAAGGAACAAGACAAAACAUACUGAAAAAUCUGAAGGUGUGAAAGUUAUCAGUACAGCUGAUGAGAAUGAUGUAUCCAAGAACAUUACUCAAAACAAAAAACCUAAAACGAAAAUUGAAGCUGAAAGAUCACCUGGAGAAUCUGCGUAUUCAUCUGCUGAAGAACAAAAUAUUUUAGUUAGAAGCAAUUCCCAGUUAGAUAAAAGUUUUAAUCCUAUGAAACCACGACACCAAUUACUGAGAUCACCUGCUGGAAGCAUAAACUAUUCAAGGACAGUCAAUGAAUCUGACACCCCUACAGAUUCACAAGCAAUGGAAAAUAUUGGUGAAUUCCCACCCCCGCUAGAUAUUAAUGAACCUGAAGUUGACUGGGAAAAGCAUAAAGCAGAACUUGUUCAAUGCAAGCUAUGCAAACGUAAAUUUUUCCCGCAUCGCAUUAAAAAACAUGAGCUUAAUUGCAAACAAACUUAAUGGUUUUGAGCAAAUAUAUCAGGAUAUAAGUUUUAUGAUCAUUAUUACAAUCGCACUUUCUUUUACUGUAAAGAGAUUUGCUUUUUUUUGUUUACUAUU
Messenger RNA from Cephus cinctus (wheat stem sawfly), 1567 nucleotides. RefSeq lists its product as uncharacterized. The transcript has 5 exons. Lineage: Eukaryota; Metazoa; Arthropoda; Insecta; Hymenoptera; Cephidae. Bases 143 to 1468 code for a protein of 441 amino acids. The record is from RefSeq and is a predicted model, not a curated record.